Molecule: messenger RNA, 435 nt
Organism: Eruca vesicaria subsp. sativa (arugula)
Lineage: Eukaryota; Viridiplantae; Streptophyta; Magnoliopsida; Brassicales; Brassicaceae
Source: the annotation of a GenBank genome assembly
AUGGUGCCACAGAGUAGUGGUGAUACAGGAACUGCUAGUGCGAGUGCUGAACCUACUGUUCCUUCACAAGAACCAGUUAAGACCAUCUCUGUCGAAACAAUAAAUUCGAGUGAGACAUCUGAGGUUGAGACAGAGAAGCACCCAAUUGAGAGCAAAGAGAUACAAGUCGUUGACAAGCCUGUGAUUGAAGAAAAACCAGUACCAGCAUCCCAUGACAAGCUAGUCACUGGAUCUUCACCUAGAGUUAUUGACGUUCAAGUCGAUGAUGAUGAUGAUGAUGAUGAUGUUGAUGAUUGGUUGAAGGAGGAAGAUAAUGCAGGACAUGUUAGCUCCUCCACCGUAGCAACCAAACAUGUUGUGGAUGAGGAUGAAGAUGUAACAUUCAGUGAUCUUGAAGAUGAUGACGAUGAUGUGCCAGUGAGUUACAAGAAAUGA